AUGUCGAAUUCUGUUUUAAUUCCUAAAUCUAUGAAUGCGCAACCUUUUGUCAAUUUACCUAAAUCAAACUCUACAGCCUCUAUUGAUAAACCUUCCCUAUUGAGUUCCUCGAAACUUCAUCCCAGAUUUAUCCAAAGAAAAUCAGUGUCUUCAGCAUCAACUGGUACUUAUGUCAGUGAAGCUUCAACGGGAUCCAGCAAUACUUCUGCUUUAAGUUUAGGUAGUGAUGUUUUCGCGAAUUCGAGAAAAAUACCUUCAAGACAGCUUUAUCCUAUUAUUACAAUUGAAGAGGAGGAUUACGAUGC
Molecule: messenger RNA, 305 nt
Organism: Racocetra fulgida
Lineage: Eukaryota; Fungi; Glomeromycota; Glomeromycetes; Diversisporales; Gigasporaceae
Source: the annotation of a GenBank genome assembly